Molecule: messenger RNA, 5364 nt
Organism: Callorhinchus milii (elephant shark)
Lineage: Eukaryota; Metazoa; Chordata; Chondrichthyes; Chimaeriformes; Callorhinchidae
Product: NACHT and WD repeat domain-containing protein 2-like
Molecular function (GO): protein binding
Source: RefSeq, a predicted model, not a curated record
AUGUCAGCCUCAAAGUUCCCUUGGGUCGCUCCCCCAGCAGCCUCCAGAUGUGUGCAGAUGUUCAUCUGUGCUAAUCCACAAGGUAGUGAAAAACAUAGGAAAGCACUGCGGGAGAGAGUUUGUCCCAAGCUUCGAGAACACUGCAGAAACAAGCACGGCCUGGAAUUCCAGGCAAUUGAUGCAUAUGAGGGAGUAGAUCCAGAUGAUGUCCUGGAUUCUGAUGUCCGGAAGCUGAGGAUUAAGGUGCUGCAGGAAUGUAUACAGUCAUCUGCCGGGCCCUGCUUCGUGGCGUUAAUAGGGGAAGAGCCCGGCAACACCAGUCUACCUGGAGAAAUUGAAACGAGUGAGUUUGAGAUGAUUCUCCGCAGCUCCCAGAAUGAAGGCCUGAGCACCGGGGUCCUGGAGGAAUGGUACAGGCGAGAUGAGAAUGCACUCCCACCCAUCUAUUACCUCCAGGGGAAAGCUGAGGUCCUCCCCCACUACUAUGAUGAGUUGAACUCUAAGGAGAGCAAACAAUCAAUCUCAUGCGCGGUUAAUGUGAAGAGUUUUGUUUUAAACCAGAGGGACCGGGCAUCGAGGGAGCUGGCUCGUGCCGUGUGGCUCAGCAACUACAGGGAAAUGAAGGCAAUCUUCAGCACAACAGUCAGGAUGUGUGUGGAAGAUGGAACGAUGGGCUCAGAGCAAGCUCGCAAGUACUUCACCACCGCUCUUGAAGAGGAGUUGCUCUACGCUUUGGUAAACCGCCAGCCCAGCAUUGUGCAAAACAGCAUCUGCUAUAUUUUUAAAACGCCGCAGAUCACUCACCAUUUGGAGCAGAUCGCGAAGGGUCUGGCGAGAGGAGCCGGCAUAGAGGAGUGGUCGGGAAGCGAGGCCCAGACGUUUGCUAACCACCGCAGGCUUCGGGAUGAGCUUCUGCCCUCUCUGGUCUCCUCAGGCCUGCACCUCUACACCUCCAUGCUGCCCAGCCCCCGUCAUGGAGAUUGCAAGGAGCAGAUGGAACAAGAGUACAUGGAAGGCCUUUGCAGUCAGUUUUACAGCGACUCAGUGAGACUGAUCGAUCGCAGCAACGUACAGAGGUCUGCCGAGGUCCACAGUGCGACGGAUGAAGCAAUGGAAUAUCUACCCGUGUGCGACCCUCAUCCCAGCCUGUGGGAAUACCAAUGGGAAGAGGUGGAGCAGGUUAAAGACUACAUCGUUGGGAAGCAAUCGGCCGCCCCUCUUCUCAUCAUAGGGAGACCCUGCACUGGAAAGACUCUCCUCUUAACAGCUUGCGCCAAGCAGGUGUUGCAUUUAACUUUACUGUUCUUCCGAUCACCCCUGCCCCUUCCACAUCACGUGCGGACAGCACCAGAAAUGAGCGGUUACCACUGUGGGGUAGACUUGAAAGAUGGGUGGGCUAAAGAAAUGGUUGUUAGAGAUAGCUUCUGCGCUGAAAAAUCCCGAUUCUGUAAAUAUUUAAUGAUGUGUUCCUGGCUGAAUGACUGUGAUCCUGUGCCUGUGCUUCGUUUCCUGUCCUCUGCAGGGGUGGUUCCGUGCUUCUCAGAGAUCAUGACAGGGAUGUGUCAACAAAUAGCUCAAAGCUACAAAAAACCCACGCCCCUGCCUUUCCGCGAUGCUGAAGGAAUGAAGGACUGUUUUGCCAGCCUUCUGGCAGCGUCGACCGAGCAACGUCCCCUAAUUAUAAUAAUAGAUGCCAUUGACCAGAUCUCUGAGGCUGUCAGUGACAGAACCUUGUGGUGGUUUCCUAAGCUUCUACCACCCUUUGUCAGGUUAAUCAUUUCUGCGGCUCCUAAAAAGUUUGGCCUUGUAGAGAGAUUCAGGACUUUUUAUCCAAACGCAAUGACUUAUGUUGAGCUGAAGCCAAGGCAGAGGAAAGAAUGCAACAAGAUUCUCACACAGAGCCUACACUCUUCCAACCGAAGGAUCAGCUCUGGGCAGCAGGUAUACGUGAACGCAGCCCUAGUCCAAUGCACCCUGCCACUCUUUGUCACCUUGCUUCACAAUGAACUUCUUUGUUGGAGGUCUCAUGUGGACGUCAGGCAGACUUUGGGAACAGGAGUUCAUGACAGUAUUGAGCGCUUGCUCCAAAGGCUUGAGGAGAAACACGGGGAAAUUCUGGUUUCCAGAGCUUUGGGUUAUGUAACACUUGCAAACUCGGGGCUCAGCGAGGCUGAACUUCUGGACAUUUUGUCACUUGACAAUUCUGUUUUACAAUAUUUUUGGCCCCAAAAUGGCACUCCAGCCUCGGCGAAGGUGCCGUACUAUGCCCUGGCGAGGCUGUGGCUUGACCUGCAUGGGUUUUUGGCGGGAAGGAUGUGUGGGGGAGUGAAACUGCUGCGUUGGACGAGCAGGCACUUUUCGCUUGUGAUCCGCAGGCGCUACCUGAGGGAUGAAGGAAUGGUGCAGGAAAUGCACGGCACCGUAGCAGAGUACUUUGGUGGCCGGUGGGCUAAUGGGAGAGGAAAGCCAAUGCUCGAAAUGCAAGAGUCUCGCGAGCCGGCAACAGAUCUACCAAAAUGUUGUCCGCCAUCCCCGGGAUCAAAAGUUUCCGGGAAGGUGUACAUCGACAGGCAGCAGCCCUCACAACCGUGGCUCUUCACUGCCCGUUUCCCCAACUCUUCUCUGAUCUUCCCGAACCACAGAAAAGCGAUGGAGCUGCCUUUCCACCUCAAGAAAAGCAGGAGGCUAGAAGACCUCUACAGUGAAGUCAUGUCCUCUUUUGAAGCCCAUUGGGCAAUGACUAAAGCCGGCCUGUUGGCUGCCCUGAUAACGGAACUGGAUGACAACACUUGGACUGUAAACCGAAGGGAGAUGAGGUUCCUAUCGAGCAUUUUGAAAAAGGCCAAUUGUUUACUCCGGUGGUCCCCGGACGAGUUGCCAUCCCUCAUCCAGACCAUGGUCCUACCCUUUGUGGAGUGUUUCCCACAGCUGGACAGCUUCCUGAAGCAAGCUUACACAGGUGGCCUGGAACAUUCCGCAAUUGCAGUGCUGCGGAGCCCUGUAGCAACCGUACCCAGAGUACAAGCUGCCUUGUGCAGCUCAGCUGCAGCCACUGAUAUCAUAGAAACUCAGCUCCACUCUCUGGUUCUCGCGGCCUUGGAAGACGGCUCUGUGUUUGCCUGGGACCUGGAGGCUCAAGGCCUCUGGGAGCAACUCAACACGAAGGGAGUCAAAGUCACGAGAGUCGGAUUGUCUGAGGACGACCAAUUCCUGGCUCUCGCGACCGCCCGGGGCACCGUCCUGGUGUAUGACUUCGCGCUGACGUCCCUGCUUUAUGAAGUCGAAGUGAGGAGAAGCGUCGACGGUAGCGAACCGCUGCCGCCGCGCCUCGACUUUGCCCUGUGCGGCGCGGUUGGCCUGGUUUGGUCCGAGAAGUGCACGCGGGUGAGGGUCUUGGACCUGGCGUCCGGUUGCUGGGCCGGCGAGGACCUCCGCUGCCACCACGAGGUCGAGUGCCUCUCCUUUUCCGACGACAGACGGUACGCGCUGUGCGGGCAGCGGACGGGCGCGGUCACCGUCUUCGACCUGCGCGACGGUUUCCCGGUGGCCACCGUCUGCCCGCCCGAGCGGCCCGGGAUCCCGGUGCAUUCCGCCUUCCUGCCCUCGUCCGGCGAGGAGAUGUGCGUGGUGGACAGGAUCGGGAACGUGUGGGUGUGGGCGCUGGGAGCGGGGCGCGAGGAGCCGCCGCGGCUGCUGGAGGAGCAUCUGCGCGCGGAAGGCGACGACGAGCUGCUCAGCGUCGAGCUCUCCCGCCGCUGCCUCCUGCUGUGCCGGGCGUCGCGCGUGGAGCUGUGGGACACCCUGAGCUGGGACCCGCCGGCGCAGUUCAAAGCCCCUCGGAACGGCCGCUUCGCCCGGGCGCUGCUGUCCCGAAACGCCGACGCGAUCGUGGCCGCCGUCGAAGCCUCUCAGUCCUUGUUCGUGUGGCGGAGGGAAAGCGGGCGGUGCGUCCUCAUGCUCGAGAACCGGCCGGGCGCCGUGCUCGCGCUCACCAAAUGCCGCGCGCGGAAGGCCCUGGUGUCGCUCACCUCGCGAGGGUACCUGACGGCCUGGGAUCUGGACUGCGUGGACCAGGCCGCGGCCACGGCCGCGACGGAGAGGCCGGUCCAAGCCCUGCUGCUGUCGCCCGGGGGCGAGCACUUCUACGCGGCCGACGGCACCAGCGUCGUGUACAAGUGGUCUCUGACCCCCUGCCGCGUCCGGGGCACCUUCAGGCACGCCGAGCGGGUGCAGCAUUGCUCCCUCGCCGCCGCGGGCGAGCUGCUGGUCUCGGCGGACGAGGCCGGAGACCUGUACGUGUGGGACACGGGCCGCGGGCUGAACCUGCAGCGGAUCCGGGGCGGGGGCCGCGUGACGCAGCUGACGGUCGCGCCCAACGGCCGCUCGGCCGUCUCGCUCGGCCCCGCUCGCGCCGCCAGGGUGUGGAAGCUUCCCGAAGGGCACGUGGUGUGCGAGGUCCGCGCGCGCCUGCGCAGGGCCGUCAUCAGCCCCGCGAGCACCUUCCUCCUGGGGCUCGAGCGGCCGCGGCUGCUGCUCGCCGUCAGCCUGUGGUCGGGGGGCGCGGCCAAGAGCCUCGCGAGUCCCGACGCCUCGGAGAUCGUGGCCUUCCGGGCGCUGCCCGAGCAUCCCGACUACGUGCUGUUGGUCACGGCCGCCGGCAGCCUCUACACCUGGAACAUGGCGGAGGACAGCCUGUGCCGGCAGCUCCGGCUGCCCGUCAACGUCUCCCGGCAACUGGACGACUUUCAGGUGUGCGCCGCCGGGCGGACGGCCGUGCUGUCCGUGGUGGGCCAGGACAUCCACGUGCUGAACCUCCUGAGCGGUCGGCUGUGCGUCAUCGGCACCCGAGGCGCCAUCUCCCACCAGCGGCUGACCAGAGACGGCAGGUACGUGAUCUACGUCUGCGACGGCGAUCCCUGCGGCCUCUGCCGCCGCCUUCACGCCAGCGCCGUCCUCAACGCCGUGCGGCUGACCGACGGCAAGAGGGUCGGCAGCUGCCGCCUCUGCAAAGCCCCCCGCUGCCUGGCCCUGUCCGAGGAGCCCGACCUCGAUGUGUUUGUGGGCUUCGAAGACGGGAGCGUCGGGGUGUACGCGGUUGUUGACCAGCACGACGCUAAAAGCGGGAUCAACGGUCGAGUAAUGGGCCAAGUGGCCAACCAAGAUGGCGCCCCCCCAGGGACUGAAGGACAUUUCCUGUGUAAGGCCGCGCCUAACGCCGUGUGGUCAGAUAUCCCCCACCAUGAACACUGACAGGGACUCUCUCCUGCACCUCGCCCGGUUAGGGGAGGGAGGCGAGGGGAGGUAAGGGAGGAGCCAGAAAUUUCCUGUUCUUCUAUUUCUGUUAGCAAAUAAUACAAUAAUAAU